This is a messenger RNA of Notodromas monacha, 996 nucleotides long. The record is from the annotation of a GenBank genome assembly. NCBI's taxonomy places the organism in Eukaryota, Metazoa, Arthropoda, Ostracoda, Podocopida, Cyprididae.
AUGCAUUUUUUUUUUCAAAGAGUUGCUGUUGGGCAAAGCCAGUCAAGAAUCCCGCCUCGUUUUGGCUCAGAAGAGAUCAAACCUGCUCUGGUGUUUUCUGACCCUGUCGACGUUCAUCCUGCCUCAUUAUUACCUGCUUCCGGAAAAUCAGAAUCAGACACAAAACCACAUCGAUAUCUGGAGCCUGACAUCAAUGCUGGCACUCCUUCACCUCUCAAGGACCCAUUGCCCUUAGAAGACACGAGAAACACUCCAUCGAAAGAAACCCCGAGCCCGUUGACCGGAACCCACGAUUACGUCGAAGGGUUGACCCAAUCCGCCACCAACAACCGGGAAGUCGGCAGUUUUCGAAGUGCAACCUCAUUCAGUACUUCCGAAAAAGUACGAGACAGUGACAGGUACGGUGUGACGACGAGCAGCAAGUCUGACGACAGCAGCAGGGAUUCAGCUGGUCGUUGGAGCUCGUUUAGACACCCUACUCAGAGCAGCAGUAAUUCCUACAAUGAUCCAGUUGCUGUUGGGCAAAGCCAGUCAAGAAUCCCGCCUCGUUUUGGCUCAGAAGAGAUCAAACCUGCUCUGGUGUUUUCUGACCCUGUCGACGUUCAUCCUGCCUCAUUAUUACCUGCUUCCGGAAAAUCAGAAUCAGACACAAAACCACAUCGAUAUCUGGAGCCUGACAUCAAUGCUGGCACUCCUUCACCUCUCAAGGACCCAUUGCCCUUAGAAGACACGAGAAACACUCCAUCGAAAGAAACCCCGAGCCCGUUGACCGGAACCCACGAUUACGUCGAAGGGUUGACCCAAUCCGCCACCAACAACCGGGAAGUCGGCAGUUUUCGAAGUGCAACCUCAUUCAGUACUUCCGAAAAAGUACGAGACAGUGACAGGUACGGUGUGACGACGAGCAGCAAGUCUGACGACAGCAGCAGGGAUUCAGCUGGUCGUUGGAGCUCGUUUAGACACCCUACUCAGAGCAGCAGUAAUUCCUACAAUGAU